Messenger RNA from Plasmodium gallinaceum, 8514 nucleotides. It is a transcript of the gene UBP1, whose product is annotated as ubiquitin carboxyl-terminal hydrolase 1, putative. NCBI's taxonomy places the organism in Eukaryota, Apicomplexa, Aconoidasida, Haemosporida, Plasmodiidae. Gene Ontology annotation, cellular component: nucleus; cytosol. The transcript has 3 exons. Gene Ontology annotation, molecular function: cysteine-type endopeptidase activity; cysteine-type deubiquitinase activity. The coding region runs from base 1 to 8514 and encodes 2837 amino acids. The record is from RefSeq and is a predicted model, not a curated record. Gene Ontology annotation, biological process: protein deubiquitination.
AUGCAAAACAAAAAAUAUUUAGACUAUAAUAAAAUUACAAAAAAUGAUAACUUAAGUAAGAAUAUAAAAAUAAUUGAUGCAAUAUUAUUAAGUAAUUUUAAAAAUGAAAAAAAAUUAAAUUUAAUAAAUAAUUAUUUGAGUUUAUGCGCUCAUAAUAAGCGUGAUGCAUUAAUAUAUAAUUUAAAAAAAAAAAAAAAGGAAAAAUUACGAAAAAAAAUUAAUAACCAAAACAACAUAAAAAUAAAUUUAGAUAAUUUAAAAAAUUUAGAAUAUAGAAAUAAUUACACAUUUGCAAAUAUAAAACGUAAUAAAAAAUUUUUUAAAGAUUUAUUAAAAGAUAAAGAGAAAGAAAAAAGAUAUAAUUCAAAACAUGAAGUUAAAAAUAUGUUAAACUAUAAAGUUAAUAAGCUUAAUGAUUUAAAUAUUUUAAAAAGUGAAAAUGAAAGAGUAAAUACAUAUAAUUAUAUGGAAGAUAAUAAAAUUUAUUGUGAUGAGGAAGAUAGAGUAAAAAAAGAAAAAAUAAAAGAAGAAAAUAAAAAUUUAAAGAAAAAUGAAAGCCAAAAGGAAGAUGAAAAAGAAAGUGAAGAUGAAAAAGAAAGUGAAAAUGAGAAUGAAAGUGAUGAUGAGAAUGAAAGUGAUGAUGAGAAUGAAAGUGAUGAUGAGAAUGAAAGUGAUGAUGAGAAUGGAGAAAAAAAAGGAGAAAAACAUGAAGAGGUUGAAUUAGAUAAUAAACAAAACGAACAUGAAAAAAAUCCAGAAGAAAAAAGUAAUGGAAUGCAUUUAUAUAAUGAAAAAAAGUAUAUAAGUGAUAUUUAUAAUUAUGAAUAUGAUGAGAUAAUGAUGAACAAUGAAAAUAAAGAUUUAUAUUCAAAUAUAAAUAAAUUAAACUUAAAUAAAAUACAAAGUCCUAUUAAGGAAAAUAAAAAGAAAAAAAAAAGUGCUAUUUUGACUGAACAUAAAAAAUUUGACGAAAAAAAAAGAUUUAAAGAAUAUAAUGAUUUUUAUAGAAAAGUAAGAAAUUUAGACAAAUUUAAUAAAAUAAAAAAAAAUAAAUCGAUGAAUAUAAGUGAAGAAAAAGAAUUUAACUCAUUAUUUAAUAGUAAUUAUAUUAAUAAUAAUGUAAAUGAUGUUUCAAAUAAUUAUUUAAAAAAUAAUGUAGAAAAAAAAAAUAAAAAAGAUAAACGUAAUUCAUUAGAAUCUAAAAUAAGUACUCUUAAUUUUUUUACCUUAGAAAAAAGUUCUUUUAAUGAAAAUAAUUUAUUUUCUAAUGAAGUAUCAUCAUGUUUGAAGAAUACAGAAAAAUCAAAUAAAGAAAGAAAAAGGAAAACAAAUGAAUUUAAUAGAUAUGAUAAACAGAAUGAUCAUAAGAGUAAUAACCAUAAUGAGAAUGAUAAUAAGAAUAAUAUUCAGCAUAAUUCACUUAAAAAAAAUACAUUUAUGAGUGAACCUAAAAGCGAAUCAUUAAGAGGUACAGAUAGUUUAUGCUCAUAUUCUAAUUAUGAAAAAUAUAUAUCAAAAUUUGAUUCAAAAAAAAAAAAAAAAAAAAAGAAAAAAGAUGUUAAAAAAAAUAAUGAUAAAUUAUCAUUUAAUUAUUUUACCUAUGAUUACUCCAAUAAUGAAUAUGAGGAUUAUAACGAAUUAUCAUUAGGGAAAGAAAAUAAUAAAAAUUAUAAUAAAGAAAACAUAGAUCCACAUGAAAAUUCAAAAAUGGUUAAUAAUACAGUAAGAAAAGGUUCUUCCAAUGUUAUAUAUAAAGAGGAAGAAAUUAAAAAGGAAAUAAAUAUAAAUAAAAAUUUAUCAAUUAAAGAUAAUGUUUAUGAAAGUUUUAUAAAAGAAUAUAAAAACCUUCAAUCUUUAUUUUCUUAUAAUAAAAAUAAAAUGGAUGAUCAUUGCAGUCUUUUUUCCAGUAUGAUUGAAAAUUUAGAUGAAAAAAAUUCUAAGAAUGAAAAUGUCUUAAUAGAAAAUAAUAUUAAUAAAUUAUUAUCUUCUUCUCAUGAUAACAAUUCAAAGAAAUUUUUUGUUAAUGAUAUAAAUACUGAAGAUAUAGAUACAUUUGAAGCAAAUAAAAAAAGCAGUAAGAUUGAAUAUAUAGAAAAUUUUAAUUAUGAUAAUUCAAGUCAGAUAAAUGAAUCACAAAAAUUGUGUAGUGUAAUCAGCAAUGACACUUUUAAAUUCAGUCAAGAAUAUGUUGAAAGAAGUUCAUAUAGAGAAAGUAAUUCAUUUUUAAAAAAGAAAAAAAAAAAUAAAAAUUAUAGUAAGGUUAAGCAAAUAAAGUCAAUGUCAAAAAAAAAUAAAUAUUCUCAUAAUAUUAAACGUAUGGAAAAUAGCGAAUCAGAUAAUUAUAAUUUUAAAAAAUUAGAUACCUUUCCUAGUUCUACAUUAAACUUAUAUAACCUAAUACCAAAGAAUAGGGAAAGAUAUAAUUCAGAAUUAAGUAAAUCUUUUUGCUUUUCAAAUAGUUGUAAUAAAAUAUUUUACAAUGAUAAUAAUUAUGAAAAUGAAACUAUAAAUUCUAAAAAAAUGCUCAAAACAAAAAAGAGUAAUGAGUAUGACUUGAAUGAUUCUAGUUUAACCUUUAAUCAAAAUUUUUUUAAAAAUGUCAAAGAUAAAGAACAAAAAAAAAAAAAAAAAAAAAUGAGCCAACAAUUUUUAAACUAUUUUGAUGAUUCCUAUUUUAUUAAUAAAAACUCAAAGUUUUCACAAUGUGAACAAUAUGAUUUUACAAAUAAUAAUAUUCAUAACAAAAGUAAAUACAAAAAAAAAAGAAAAAAUACUAAAGAGGUAAGUGAAGAAAACUUUAUUAUAAAGAAAAAUAAUAUUAGCAGUGAUAAUAAUAUGAAAUCAAAUGAUGAAAAUAGUAAUAAAAAAACACAUAAAAAUAAUGAGAAAAAAAAAAAUCAGAUAAAUAAUGAACUAAUUAAAAAGACAAAGAACGUAAGGUAUGAAAAAAAAAAAAGUUUUCCUGAUGAAGAUAAAUUAAAAAAUUAUAAGAUUUCCAAUGAGGAAUAUUUAUUAAGUGAUAAUAAUAACAAUCCUAUUACAUCUAUUUUAGAAAAUAAAAGUAAAGAAAAUGAUGAUAAAAAUUUAUAUAAUUACUUUAAAACAUAUCAUAUUAAGGAAGAUGAAGAAACGGAAGAAAAUCCAGAAAGUAAAGAAUUAUCAACAGAAGAAAUAAAAAAAUUCAAAAAUUUUAAGGAAGAAAAUAAAAGUGAAAAUGUUAAUGAUUUUUUUAAUUCUGUAAUAGAUAAUAAAGUUUUAAAAAAAAAAAAAAAGGAAUAUAAUUUCUUAAAGGAAAAUAUAGAAAAAGAGAAAGAAGAAAAUCAAAAUUUUAAAAACAUUUCAAAAGCAGAAAUUACAGAAGAUACCGAUUUAGAUAUAGAGAUAAAAAAAAAUGAAUCUUUACAAAAUGAAAAUUUAGGUAAAACAAAAGAAAUAUAUAAAGGUCAUAAUUCUGAAGAAAUGUAUAAGAAAAGAAAAAAUAACUAUAAGGAAGGAGAAACCAGUUUCAAAACUUAUAAUGAAGAGUAUAAUGAAAAUUCAUUUUCUCAUAAUUUGAGAGAAUAUAAUUAUGAAGAUAAUGAAAGGGAACAAAAUAAUAUAGAAAAUAAUUUAAAAAUGAGAAACGUUUACUUUAAUAAAACAAAAAACAAUGAUGUGAUAAAAGAAAAAAAUAGAAGUCAAUAUAAUAGCAAAACAAACCAUUUAACAAAUGAUGAUAUUCAAUGGAAUAAUAAUUCAGAUGAUUUUUUUUCAAAUAACAAUUUUUUUUACCUAAAACAGUUAAAAGAAAAAAAAAACAGUAAAUCAAAUUUUGUUAUAAAAGGAGAUAUUUUAGAUAAAAAUGAUGAAAAAAGUGAUAUUAACAUAAAAAUAAAAAAAAAAAAUUCUUAUAAUGAUUCUAAUAAAAUAGAUAAUGAUAACAAUGGAAAUAAUAAAAUAGAUAAUUUUUUCAACUUUCAUAAAAAAAAUAGUGAAGCUAUUAAUUUUUAUAACAAUUUUAAUAGUGAUGACAAAGAGAAUGUUGAUGAUAGUAAUAAUAAUGGUAAUGAUAAUUACGAAAGUAAUGGUAAUGAUAGAAGUAGUAAUAGUAAUGAAGAAAAAAUUGACAAUAAUAAUAAUGAUAAUGAAAAUAAUAAUAGUAAUAAUGAUAUCAAUAAUGACAAUGAUAAUGAUACAAAAUAUUAUAAAAAUAUUAAAAAUAUAUUAUUGUCAUUAGAGCUAAGUAAUGAUGAAAAAAUUGAUAAAAUUAGAAGAAAUUUAUUUUAUUCGUCUAGUGAAGAAAAAAAAUAUAUAAUGAACGAAAUAUUAAAUAUUUUAUAUAUAUACCCUCAGUUAUAUAAUGCUUGUUUAGUUAGUCUUUUUUAUUUAUUUAUUUUAGAUAAUGAAACAUUUGAAAAAAAUUUUAAGCCAGAUGAUUUAAUUUACAUAUUUAAUGAUAAAAUAGAUUUCAGAUACGCAGAAUGGUUUCUUAAAAUUUACCUUUUUUAUAAAUAUAAAUUUUCAAAUAUAGCACAUUCAAAUGAAUAUUAUAAAAAAUGUUUUAAAAAAAAAGAUUCAAAGGAGAACAUAAAUAAAGAAAUAUAUAAAGAAAGUCUAAAAAAUAUGAAUGGAAAUAAUUUUCAAAAAAAACAAGUAUCUUUUAAUGACUUUUGUAAAAAUAAAAAUAAAGAUAUAAUAAUGAGAAAUAAGAAUUUUGAUAAUUUUUUUGAAGGUUAUAAUUCAAACGUGGAUUCCUCUGAUAAUUUUUUUUGUGAAUUUCAUGAUAUUACUGGUGAUGAAAAAGAUUUUUAUACAGUUUGGAAAAAUUUGGAAAAUUUAAAAUAUGUAGGUUAUAAUGAAUGCAAAAUAUUAUUAAAAAUAUGUUUAAAAAAUGAAAAAGAAAAAAAUAUUAAUAAGAUAAGUUCGACAAAAAUUCGAGAUUUAGUUGUUUCCAUAUGGUGUAAUAUACCAUCUUCAAAACCAAAAAAAUCCUUUAUUAAAUUAAUUUAUAAUUGGAUAAAUAAUAAGAAAGAUGAUUUGAAUAAAAAAAGAAAUUUAUUUUUUUUGUUAAAAGCAGAAAAAGAUCUUAACCCUAAUUUAUCCAAAAUAUGUUUUACUUAUUUUUUGAAUUUUUUAAUUAAAUAUAAAGAUAAUUGUUCAAAUGAUAUUAUAUAUACCUUAUAUUUAAUAGAACCUGAAGAAUUAAUGAUAUAUUCAAAAAAAUUUAUUGAGAAUUAUAAAAUUAAUUUUAAUCAAUUUAUAUCGAUAUGGAAUAUCAUGUGUAUUUUAUUUUGGGAUACAAAAAAAAUAAACCAUUUUUCUUUUUUUCAAAAAAAUAAAUAUUACUACUAUGAUUUUAUGCUUAUUUUUUUAAAAUCUUUUUAUGAAUAUAUUUGCUUAAAUAAUGACAUAAAAGAAAAUAUGAAACUAAAUUUAAAAAAAACAUUUUUGCCAGAUCUUUCUAACAAUUCAAUAGAUAAAAUAAAAAGUAAAGAAAUUCAUAAAAAAACUUCAUUUAAAGAGGAUUUUUUUGUGACUAACUCUUCAAAUAAAGACAAAAUUAAAGAUGAAAGUGAAUAUUUAAACCUUUUCGAUAUUGAAAAUAUUAUAAAUAAUUUUAAUUUUAAUGAUUUCGUAAAUAAUGAGAUAAGAAAAGAAAACUAUUUUGAUAUAUAUUUUAAUGGAAAUUUCUUUAAUGACGAUCACAAUUGUGAGAAAAGAAAUGCAGAAUUAAAAAAUAACAACUAUCCAAAUGAAGACAUAGAUAAUAAUAUAUCGUCUUGUAAUAAAACUUUUCAAAAGAAUAAGGAAUACAAUAACUUUAUGAGUGGUAAUAAUGAAAUAGAAAAUUUAAUUUUUUUAGGCAUUUGUAUUAAAAUUGUAAUAUGUAGAAUUUCUAAUCUUUUAAAUGCAAAAUCAUGUUUAAAGCAAUUUCAUUAUUUUUUAAAUCAUAAAAUAUUGGGACUAAAAACUUUUAAAUAUUCAUAUGUAGUUCUAGUAUAUUUUAUUCCAUUUUUCAAAAAAUAUUUUUUCUUAUGGAAAUUUAUUGAAAACGAAAUUGAUUCUGAAAUUAUGAGUUUAAUUAAAGAAAUUAUAAAGGAUUUAGAAAGUAUUCAUAAUAAUAAUAAUACUUCAAAUAUUAGUAAUUGCUAUUUUUAUAAUAACUCUAACAACAUAAAAAAAAUACAUAAUUCUAACGAUUUAAAUAAUUUGAGCAAUAAUGUUUAUUUAUCCUCUAUAUCUAAUAACCCAUCAUUUGAUGAAAAUAAUAUUAGCAGAAAUGAUAUAAAUAAUUUUAAUGAUGAUAUUUCUUUAAAAAAAGAAGAAAAAAAAAUGAAAAUUACUAAAGAGGAAAAUACUGAUUUUGAUAUCAAUCAUUUUGAUAAAAAAAAUAAUUGUUUCAUCAGAGCAAAAAACAAAGGGGAAAACAAAUUUGAUAAUAUAGGUGAUGAAACAAAUAAAAAUUUGAGUGAUAAUAUUAGAAAUAUAUUUGAUAAUAUAAAUAAUGAAAAAAAUUAUAAUUUUAUUAAUAUCAAUAAUAAAUAUGAUGAUAAUAUUUUUUUUCCUGAAGAAAAUUUAAAAAAUGAAAAAUUGAAAUUAAAAAAAUAUUCUUCAUUAAAUAAGUAUUCACAAGAAAACUUAGAAAAAUUGAAUGAUAAUUCUUAUUCAGAUUUACAAUUUCGUUUUGAUAAAAAGAAUUCAGAAAAUUAUAUUGUUAAUGAUAAAAUAUUUGAAAAUUAUGAAAACGAGCAUAAUACUGUAAGCGAAAAUACAAUAGAUAAUAACAACGAGAAAAAACAUGUAAAACAUUUAGGAUAUAACGACAUGAGUGAUAAUUAUUUUAUUCCAAAAAAAAAUACUUUUAAUAUUAAAAGUAACGAAGAGAACAAUAUAGAGAAAUUAAAGUUAAAUAAUAAAAAUGUGCCAUUAAACAAUAAAUUAAAUGACAAUAAUUUGGUUCCAAAUGAAUAUGUUAAUGAUUUCAUUUUUGAAAAUGAGUCUAAAACAAAAUUAAAAUCAUCAAAACAUAAUUUUUACAAUACCAAUGACAAUAUGUUAAAAAAUUAUGUAAAUAUUUUUCAUAAUGAUAAGAAUAGAAAUAUACCAGAUCAAUUUUUUAAUCAAAACAAUAAUUCUCCAAUUAGUUUAGAUCCCUCAUUAAGCUAUAUAUUAAAACAACAAAUACCUCAAGAGGAUCUAUUCAAUGAAAGUACAAAAGAGGAUAACGAAUAUUUAAAUAACAUUAAUAAUAUAAGUAAUAAUUUAGAAAAUUUAAAUACAUAUAAAAAAAAUAAUACUUUAUUUUAUGCACAUCCUUUACCAAACGAAAAUGGUAGUAUUCACACAGAAAAUAAUUAUUCAAGGAGUCACAUAUUAAAUGAUAAUUACAAUGAAAUAAAUUUUGCUAGUGAUUUUUUUAAAGAAAAUUUGUCUACUCAUAAAGAGGAAAAAAAAGGAAGAAUAGAAAAGAAAAAAAAACAGAAAUAUUUAAUGUUACGCAUUGAGAAGUCAGAAUUAAAAAAAAUGAAAAAAAGAGAAAUGCAACAUCCCCCUGUAGGAUUAAUGAAUUUAGGGAACACAUGUUAUUUAAAUAGUCUAUUACAAGCCUUAUAUAGUACUGUUUCUUUUAUAGUUAACUUAUUUUUAUUUAAAAUUGGUGGAAACAAAAAAAAGGACAAAAACCAAGCAUUAAGUAAAAAGGAAAAAUACGAAAGGAAAUCAAAUGAUGAAUCAGAACAUUUUUUAGAGGAAUUAAAAAGUUUUUUUAAAAAGAUGACAAUUACAAACAAGCCGUAUAUAUCUACUGAACAAGUAUUAAAUAUACUUCCAAACGAACUUAAUAAUAAAAAUCAGCAAGAUGUAACUGAAGUGUUUAGGUAUAUAUUUGAGAAAUUGGGAGGUUCAGAUAAAGAAUUCUUAAGAUUAAUUUUUUCAGGAGUGGUAGUUCAAAAAGUUCAAUGUCAAAAAUGUCUUUAUAUUUCAAAAAAAGAAGAAAUUAUACAUGAUUUAUCAUUUCCUGUUCCUAUGAAAACUACUGAAGAUUUAUCAAUUCAAAAAUUUUUUGAUACUUUUGUUCAGAAAGAGAAAAUAUAUGGUAAUAACAAAUAUAAAUGCUCUAAAUGUAACAAAAAAAGAAAUGCCUUAAAAUGGAAUGAAAUAUUAUCACCUCCUUGUCAUCUUAUUUUGAUAUUAAACAGAUAUAAUUGGUCUUUUACUUCUAAUGAAAAAAAGAUAAAAACUCAUGUGAAAAUAAAUUCAAAGAUAGUUGUAAAUAAUUUUGAUUAUAAAUUAUAUGGAGGUAUAAUACAUGGUGGGGUAUCAGCAUCUUCAGGUCAUUAUUAUUUUAUUGGAAAGAAGUCUGAAGAUGGAAAAAAAAAUAAGAAUGAAUGGUAUCAAAUGGAUGAUUCAACUGUAACUAAAGUAAAUUCAAAAUUAAUAAAUCAUAUUUCAGAAGAUUUGUCAAAUGAUCAUACACCGUAUGUUUUAUUUUAUCGUUGUAAACAAGCACCUAUUUCUCCUGCUUUACAUUUUUAA